CUCCAAUACAAAUACAAAAACAAACCAACCGCACCUCGCCUGACCUCAGAGCGCAAUUCCAAAAACAGAGUCCUACUCAACUUACUUCCUUACCUCUAUUAUUAUUAUUACCAAGUAAUAUCUUUCUUUUUAUAUCUGGCUCAAGUUCUUCUCUUUGGCAGAAUCUUUAUUUAACAGCUCCAUAGCUUAUUUGAGUUAUGUGUCACCCCAAACCCUCUUCUCCGUUAUCUUCAUUUCUCUGUUUCAAGACAGCCCUUCUCAUGAAUCACAGGAAACCGGUCGAUCCUCAUUAUCCUGAAGAUCAACAUGAACUUCACAGAUGGCCAACACCUUCAGAGGUUUUAGAGGAAGUCAAGGCCAUAGGGAAGAUAUCCGGUCCAACAGCCCUAACGGGUCUUCUUCUCUACUCCAGAGCCAUGAUCUCCAUGCUUUUCCUGGGAUAUCUCGGGGAGCUUCAGCUUGCAGGAGGAUCGCUCGCGAUCGGCUUCGCCAACAUCACAGGUUACUCUGUGAUCUCCGGCCUAGCCAUGGGAAUGGAACCCAUUUGCGGUCAAGCUUAUGGUGCCAAACAAUGGAAGCUUCUUGGCCUGACACUUCAGAGGACGGUCCUCCUCCUCCUCUCAACUUCGAUACCCAUCUCUUUCAUGUGGCUCAACAUGAAGAACAUCCUAUUACUGUGUGGCCAAGACCAUGAGAUCUCUUCUAUGGCCCACACUUUCAUCCUCUUCUCUGUCCCCGAUCUCUGCUUUCUCUCUCUCCUCCACCCUCUACGAAUAUAUCUCAGGACUCAAAGCAUUACAUUACCAUUGACUUACUGUACUGCCAUAUCUGUUCUUCUCCACGUGCCUUUAAAUUUCAUCCUGGUCGUCAAAUUACAAAUGGGUAUUUCAGGGGUUGCCAUAGCCAUGGUUUGGACUAACCUUCAUCAAUUCCUUUUGCUCGGCGGCUUUGUUUAUUUUUCUGGGGUUUAUAAGGACUCCUGGGUCAGUCCCAGCAUUGACUGCUUGCGCGGCUGGUCCUCGCUGCUGUCUAUGGCGGUUCCCACUUGUAUUUCCGUUUGCCUCGAGUGGUGGUGGUACGAGUUCAUGAUACUGCUGUGUGGACUGCUCGGUAAUCCAAAAGCCACCGUUGCUUCAAUGGGGAUUAUGAUUCAGACCACUUCAUUGGUCUAUGUCUUCCCCUCCUCCCUGAGCCAAGGCGUCUCAACCCGGGUCAGCCACGAGUUGGGCGCCAACCGGCCUGGCAAAGCCCGCAUUUCCAUGAUUGUGUCCAUGGCCCUGGCGGUCUUUGCGGGUCUAACUGCAAUGAUAUUCACAACCUCGAUGAGGUAUCAAUGGGGCCGGCUGUUCACCGAUGACGCGGAAAUACUGAAGUUAACUGCGAUAGCAUUGCCUAUCGUUGGGCUUUGUGAGCUAGGAAACUGCCCCCAAACCACUGGGUGUGGGGUUCUCCGAGGCAGUGCUAGGCCGACCGUCGGAGCUAACAUAAACUUGGGGUCUUUCUACUUGGUGGGGAUGCCAGUGGCUGUAUUCAUUGGCUUCUUCCUGAAAUUGGGGUUUCCGGGUCUCUGGUUAGGUUUGCUUGCAGCCCAAGGGUGUUGUGCCUUACUCAUGAUUUACGUUCUGUGCACAACGGAUUGGAGGCUUCAGGUAGAGAGAGCAAUCAAUCUCACAAAAGAUGAACAAUAUUGUGACGACGACACCAGGAGUACUAAUUAUAAUAAUAUUAAUAAUCUAAACAAUAACAACAACAAAAAUGAAAAUAUUGAGGGUCCACCCUUGGAAACAAUAUCUUCGUCUACGUCAGCACCAGAUGAUUCUAUGAUAAUCAGGGAAAGAAAUCACAACAAGCGUGGUACAAAUGAUCUUGAAGAGAUCAUAGUUGUAUGCAUAAAUGAUAAUGAUGAUGAUGGUGAUGACGAGGACGACGAUCUUCCGUUCAACUCAACAGAGUCUCCGGAAACUUACCCCCUACUCAUAUCUCAAGCUACACGGACGUAGUAAUAGUGAUAUAUCACAGUAUUGGCGACGGACCACACCGGUGGCACGUUUGUUAUAUUUAUCAUAUAUCAUAAAUAAUUUAAUAUAAUCUCUGCGAUGUAAUUUUAUUUUCUACUACUUCUUCUUCAUUGUCUGAGUGUUGAGUGUUGUGAUAUGUAUUAGCAAUAAUCAUGUUGUAAAAAUAGGAUGAGAGAAUAAUCUCUUUAAUCUCAAGUGGCUUAAAACAAUAUUAAUAAUAGUAACAACGUUGUACUUGUUCAUGGUAAAUAUAUAUUAUUUAAGAGUAUGCGUAAUAUAA
This is a messenger RNA of Cannabis sativa, 2298 nucleotides long. RefSeq names its product protein DETOXIFICATION 48. Gene Ontology annotation, biological process: xenobiotic detoxification by transmembrane export across the plasma membrane. Lineage: Eukaryota; Viridiplantae; Streptophyta; Magnoliopsida; Rosales; Cannabaceae. Gene Ontology annotation, cellular component: membrane. The record is from RefSeq and is a predicted model, not a curated record. The transcript has 2 exons. The coding region runs from base 198 to 2000 and encodes 600 amino acids. Gene Ontology annotation, molecular function: xenobiotic transmembrane transporter activity; antiporter activity.